AUGUCAGGACGUGCAUUUAGAAAAGCAAUAAAUAAAGAGUAUGAGCUCUCUGCAGUGCAAAUGGAAGAAGAAAAUGAUUCCGAAGAAAUUGAGCCUAAACGGUCACCUCCAAAGGGAAAUUUAUUCGAUUUACUCAAUGAAGGUGUUGACGACGCUGAAAGUUACAUUUCAGACGAAAACCAAAAUUUACAAACUACUUCGACACAAAAAUCACGUACGGGAAAGAGAGUUGAAGAUAUGAGCAAUACCGAACUAGAAAUUUUGAUUCGAGAAAUUAAUGACAAGUUCGGUAAUCUUUCAACAGCACAACAGGACGAUGAUAAAACAAAAGAAGGACAUCAAUCUUCAGUAGUUUUAAGCAAUCCAUUUUUAAUUGUAGAUACACGUUUAUUAGAUGCAGAUGGCGAAAUGAGGAGGAUGUUUUCUUCUGGAGUUGUAGACAGAGAGAUUCGAAGCAGAAAUUAUGCGCGUACUAUAAAAAAAACGUUGCUGGCAAAACCAAGACAAAGUUGGCCGCCGAUUCUUAAAUUUGGAUUAAGAAUGGAAUUAUUGAAGGAAGAGGAAGGAAUUUAUUAUUUUAAAUUUAUGCACUCUCAGCAAUACCAAAUAGUUCAAUCGGAUUUUUUACAACGCAUAUCCACACAUGAUCCAAAUGCAGUUUUCUCCCUAUUGCAUGAGAAUCCAUAUCAUAUAGAUUCGCUAUUGCAAAUGAGCGACGUUUACAAAAUGUCAGGAGAUCAUACUAUGGCAGGCGAACUUAUAGAACGUGCAUUGUAUGCGUUUGAAAAAAGCUUCCACGUUAAGUUUAAUAUUGCAAAAGGUACUUCUCGAAUGGAUUACAAAUAUUUCGAAAAUAGAGCUUUUUUCCUUGGAUUAUUACGUCAGAUUCAAUCUUCAUCUCGUCGAGGAUGUUGGCAAACUUCCUUUGAAUUUUCAAAAUUAUUACUUUCAUUGGAUCCUGUAAACGAUCCUUUGUGUGUACUGAAUUUCAUUGAUUAUCUUGGUUUAAAAGCUCAACAACAUUCUUAUGUUUUAUCCCUUGCCAAUGAGUGGACUUUGCAUAAUUUACAAGAUUGGCCUAAUUUUGCUUAUUCCGCCGCAAUAGCAAAAUUUCAACUAGAGUUGCGUGAUGAAAAUAAUUCCCAGACACAUGAAAUGAGCACAAAAAUGUUAGAAAAAGCUAUUCUUUAUUUUCCAUCCGUUAUUCUUCUUUUGUCUGAAAAAUGUGAUAUCCAACUUGAAAAUGAUGUUGCCGAAAGUUCGUUAGUUCAAGAAGUGCCAAGUUCCAAUCAUCUUAAUCUUUUGAUUAACCAUUACGUUGAACAAGUCUCGCCUCUAUGGACGCAACCUGAACUUAUUGAAUGGCUUCAGACUACGUCAAUAAACGUAGUUGUAAAAUUGCAAAUUCCAAAUUAUAAAGCUUCUUUGAACGAUGAGGAGUUUACUCAAGCCUUUUCAUAUGGGAAAAAUCUCAGAGAAAAUUCGUUUAAUGAACAAAUUCCGCUAAAUUUAAGUAGAUAUAUUGUCAUUUCUGAAAAUUCUAAAUUUCUCGCAUAUCUUCCUGAAGAAGUCACGAGCGGAGAUAUUAAUCUUCACGAUCCUUUACCGCCACCAGAUGGAGUUAGCCCUUAUGAUGCAUUUUCAGACUCUUCUUCAACGCUUGCUAGCACUGAUUGGGAGAAUCUUUUGGCAGUUGAUCUACGACAAUUAUUUGGAAAUGCGAAUGUGCAAAUGAUUACAGAACGUAUACACCAAAUAGCUGAUGCAGCAAACCUACAAGCAGCAGCUGAAAGAUUAAUUGAUGUAAUUCGCGGAACAAGUGGUAAUGAUAUUGAUGAAAAUCAACAACUUCCAAAUGAAAAUCGAGAGCUUCUGAUGCCUGGCGGAUUUCCUCAGGAUAACUCAUCACAAACGCAAGACCUU
Messenger RNA from Funneliformis caledonium, 1923 nucleotides. Lineage: Eukaryota; Fungi; Glomeromycota; Glomeromycetes; Glomerales; Glomeraceae. The record is from the annotation of a GenBank genome assembly.